AUGCCUCCACUCAAGCACGCCAUGAGCUCAACUCUGCUAGAUGUUGAGGAAACACAGAUGAACAAGACAGGACAGGGUCUGUCUCUUGCAGAAGAUCUCACAAAAUGGGGGGACUGGCCGGAGCUGCGGCUGGCGGGCGACUCCGGAUGGUGCUCAGGACGCGUGGAGGUCCUGCACCGGGGGGCCUGGGGCACCGUGUGUGAUGACGUGUGGGACCUGAACGAAGGUAGGGUCGCGUGCCGACAGCUGGGGUGCAGUCGGGCUGUGUCCGCCCUCGGGGAGGCCCACUUCGGCCCGGGCUCCGGGGCCACUUUCCUGGACAAGCUGCAGUGCGCCGGGUGGAGCGCUCCCUGCUGGUCGGAGCACAACUGCGGCCACCACGAGGACGCUAGUGUCAUCUGCUCGGAUUCAGAAGACCUGCCUCCUCCCACACCUCCAGGAGGAAGUAACUCUUGUGGAGGGGUCAUUUCUAGUCUCUCCGGCUCAUUUUCCAGUCCGCUGCAUCCAGGAGACUACCCAACAGACAUCCAGUGUGUUUGGGAGAUCCACGUGGAUAAAAAAUUCCGCAUAGGGGCUUCCCUGAGCUCAACCCCAUGA
Messenger RNA from Mesoplodon densirostris (Blainville's beaked whale), 597 nucleotides. RefSeq names its product putative DMBT1-like protein. Lineage: Eukaryota; Metazoa; Chordata; Mammalia; Artiodactyla; Ziphiidae. Gene Ontology annotation, cellular component: membrane. The record is from RefSeq and is a predicted model, not a curated record.